AUGAUUAACCGCCUAAAGUUUAAUUCAAAAAAGAAAGAAGUAAUGCAAAGACAAGACAAGAAAAGACAAGACAGGGCAGGACAAGAAAAACAAAAGGCAGGAAAGGGCAAGAACCAAAAGGGAGAUGCGGAAGACGGCGGUGUGAUACGGGGAAAACGGUUAAAAAUCAAGCGGUUUUAUCUGUCUAGUCUAGUCCAGCAUAGUCUAGUUUGUACUGAGCGGGCUAUUGACGGCGUUUUAUUCAAAGCCAAACCAGCAGAAAUAUAUAGUAAUAUACGCGUAUUCAGGUGUUACAGAAGAAUAAGGACAAACGAAGAUAAAGAUAAAGAGAAAUUCAUAAAAGGCCUUAUUGUUCAUCCGAAUAUUAUUAUUGGUAUUAGUAUUGGUAUUAGUAUUAGUAUUAGUAUUAGUAUUAUAUACAUUUAUUUAUAUAUAUAA
Molecule: messenger RNA, 438 nt
Organism: Phycomyces blakesleeanus NRRL 1555(-)
Lineage: Eukaryota; Fungi; Mucoromycota; Mucoromycetes; Mucorales; Phycomycetaceae
Exons: 7
Coding region: 1-438 (145 amino acids)
Source: RefSeq, a predicted model, not a curated record